AUGCUGGCCGGAGAAACGGCCCGAGGGCGAAGAAGCGCCGCCGGUGAAGAAGGAGACUCGAAGAAGAAUAUGCCGGCGUCGGACGAGUUCGAUCACGUCUCCUACCGGUUCAUUCCCCCACACCCGGAGGCUCCGUGCUCCCUUCCUAUCGCCCCCAAGGCCUUUGUGGUGGACAACUUCGAGCGCCUCAAGGUGACCUACAAUCUGAAGGAGGAGUUGCCAGGCUCGGAGAUUGAGACCUUCACGGUGGACUACGACCAACCCCUGGCUCCAGUGGGUCUCAAGUUCUUCAAGGACAAGAAGGGCGCCGCGCAGAGGGAGGGGCUGAAAGAGUGGUGGCGCGUGGACUUGUUCAAUACCUUGCUGGGGGAGUCUCAGAGCCUCUUCGCGGACCUGCAAGGUGACUUCGGCGGAGACCCCCCGCAGACCGCGGAAGACAUCUCGAAAAACCUGGAGGGCAACGUGCGGAGGCUUCAGGCGGCGCUCUCCAAAACGGACUGGGGAGAGGAGGAGUCUGUGGUGUUCGAGUUUAUCAACGGCAUGUCGCACCGUUUGGUGCCGGAGGCGCAUAUCACCUUCACAGGCAAGAAGGUGGGGGACGAGAUCAAGGCCUUUGAGGCCCGCGAAAUCGGCAACGACCCCGUGAUCUCGGACCUGGACGCGGGCUUGGCCUACACUGCGGGCGUGCGCAAGGGCUGGGUGCUCUCCUUGAGCGACACCCUCGGUGCGGAGAACACUGGGAAGAGACCUCCGAUCACCAUGGAGGAGCUGCAAUCUUCCCCAGAAGCCGUCAACAAGCUGCUGGAGAUGCAGGAUGUCACGCUGGUCUUCGAGUGCUUAGCGCCGGACCCCACGGACAACGCCCAGUUCUGCGGCGAGGGCUUCGAAGACCUCGACGUGGACGUCAACGAAGCCUCGGUGGAGUUUAAGACCGAUGGCGACGGCGGCGGCUUUCCGGACCGGCGCUGGGGGGUGCUGUGCCUCGUGGUGCCCUCCGACGCGGUGCCGCAGGGCGGCGCCGGGCAGAGGUGGGUCUUCCGGCAGAUUGGCGGGAUGACUCCCUCCAGCCUCCCGAUCUAUUCGGAGCCCAAAGAGUAUUCCGACGCUGGCCAGUAUUUGGAGUACAAGGAGGACGAACCAGAUCAGGAGAUUCUGAUUUCUGAAGAGGCGACGUCGGAGGGAAAGACCUUUCUCAAGUUGGCGGAUGGCCGGGGCUGGGUGCGGCUCCAGCAGACCUACGACGGCGAUGAGAUGGAUUCUCUGGAGAGGGUGUCCCCAUGGGCAGAAGUGAUGAGCGGAGCUGCGGAGGUGAUGAAGAGGGCGGAAGGCUUCGGCAACGGGACCCCGGUGGUCAGCAGAGAGGGCUGGGAUGAGGAGCGCCUGAGGGCGCUCUGCGCCAGACACGGCUGGGAGUUCGAGUGGAUGAGCGAGGACGGGGAGCGCCGGCGCCGCGGCGCCGAGCGCCAGAGUAUGGUCGCCCUGCCGGCCGUGAGCGGCACCUCUGACACCCAUUGCCCCGAUGGCUUUCAGCCCAAGACGAACAAGGAGAAGUCGAACGGAACUGCGUGA
Messenger RNA from Effrenium voratum, 1569 nucleotides. Lineage: Eukaryota; Dinophyceae; Suessiales; Symbiodiniaceae. The record is from the annotation of a GenBank genome assembly.